GGAAAGUACCAACACUCUCUAUAUAAAGAACCAAUUACCAAAACUCAAAUGCUUUCCUUUGCCAUCACAAAAUUUCUUUAUCUUUUCUCAUUGUUGUAAGGUCGUUGUUUAUGAUUAGCAUGGAGAACAAAGGUUUUAAUGUUAUACUUAUGGUACUUUUUCUGGGUUUAUGUUGUCUUCUGAUUUCUUGUGCUACUGUUCCUGCUAUAAGUAAGGGAAAUCUCAACUCAAAUAAGGAACUACUCCUUUCUUCCGCACGAAAUUUACUUGCUCAGGAUGUGAAAAAAUCAAGUGAAGCUGAGGAAAUGUUUGAGGAAUAUUUAGGACAUAAAUUCAAUGAAGAAAGGAUGCUAAUAGAAACAACAGAUUAUCCACCACCUGGUCCCGACCCCAAGCAUGAUCCCCAUGCUCCUCCUCCUCCCCAAUCAUGAAAAGAAAAAAAAAACUAAAGUCUAAACUUUUAUAUUUAAUCUAAAUAAUCUUAUAUGUAACUUUUUAGUUAUUGCAAUAAAUAAAUUCCUUAUUUUAUA
Messenger RNA from Gossypium arboreum, 530 nucleotides. RefSeq lists its product as uncharacterized. NCBI's taxonomy places the organism in Eukaryota, Viridiplantae, Streptophyta, Magnoliopsida, Malvales, Malvaceae. Bases 111 to 431 code for a protein of 106 amino acids. The transcript is spliced from 3 exons. The record is from RefSeq and is a predicted model, not a curated record.